Messenger RNA from Closterium sp. NIES-67, 2633 nucleotides. The record is from the annotation of a GenBank genome assembly. NCBI's taxonomy places the organism in Eukaryota, Viridiplantae, Streptophyta, Zygnematophyceae, Desmidiales, Closteriaceae.
UUCCGCCAUUGCUUCUUCUUCACGCCUCUGUCGAAUCCCCUCGAGCCGCGUGUAGGUUGGCGCGAAACUCGAGUUCCUUGCCUUGUUCGUCCCUCCGAGUAGUCGCCGUAGGCAUCUGCCUCCCCCUAAGGAGGACUCAUAUGCAGCGAUCAGAAGUUGUAUAUAAUUAGACAGGGAAGAAUGGCGAUCACCAUCAGGCAGCAGUCGCCGUCACCACCAGCGAUCUCACAUCUGCCGCAUGCAGGGAGCUUCCUGAAAAGCUACAGCAGUAAUGCCCCAGAUUGGCUGCGAGCCCGCCGAGGACUAGCGGUUCAGGUAGCUACUGGUACUUGCUGGAUGCUCCUCGCUGCAGCAUUGUUGGCGCUACCCUAAGAACUGGAACUUUUAACGGCUGCUCGUCGAUUAGAUAGUCGGAACCGGAAGCAUGAUGGAUUUACUCGCUUCGGCGGUGGUCAAUCUGCCCGCUCAACCCGGCAUCUUCGGUGGUCAGCUGCCCGUUGCUUCUGCACCGUUAGAUGCUCCUUUCAACGGCUCCGACUUCUCCGCCUACAAUGCCACCUCCAUGUUCAACCUGACGGCUAUCCGUCUGCACAACCGGCCGGCAUUUUUCCUCGCGCAAACCGUCAUCAAUGCCACGCUCUCGCCAGUCUCCCCUCUCCACCCUUUCGCCACUACCCUCGUCGGCGCCGCGUCGCCUAUCCUGGACGGCAUUCUUCGUCAGUAUCUGCAGAACGAUUUCUUCGCGGGCAGCUUAUGGCUCGUCGCGCUCGGGUUACUCGGCCGGACCCUGAUGUCCUACUGGCAGGUUCUAUGGAGCCUCCUAAUGCGGCGCGGGAACGUGUCUAUUAGCAUCUCCCCGGAGACCCAGGCGUUUCAGUGGCUGGAGGAGUGGCUGGACUCUUACAAGACAUUAAAGCCGUCGGAAUACUCCCUGCAGAUUAAGUGGCAGGACAAUGACGGAUCGGGCUCAAAUCACGAGAAGCCUGAACUCAAAUUUAUGCCCAAGCUCAAAGCUGCCCAGCAUAUCACCUUCCAGGGCUCAAAAGUUUUCUUCCAGAUGAAGAACAGCCCCGGGCAGCUUGACAGCGAGGCGGAAUUUUCCGAGCUGAUCCGGUCAAUGGGUCGGGAAGAGCUGGUGAUAGACGCUCCCAGCAAAGUCGUGCUACAGGCGGUGCUACAAGCCGCUACAGAUGCAGCCAUGGCAAAGCAGCAGGAAGAGCAAAUCACAGCCGUUCAUCGCUGGAACUGCAAGCAGUUCAACUGGCGGUGGUUGGGGAACAAGCAGGUCCGUCCAAUGUCCAGCGUGGUCCUGGAUUGCGACACGUCAGCACUGCUGGGCGACGCGAGAGAGUUCCUUGCAGCCGCCAAGUGGUACUCGGACCGGGGGAUUCCCCACAGGAGGGGGUAUUUGUUCCACGGGCCGCCCGGGUGCGGCAAGACGUCCCUAAUUCAGGCCAUGGCGGGGGAGCUGGGGCUGGGCGUGUCGGUCAUCAGCCUGUCGUCGUCUGGCAUGAGUGAUGACUCGCUGCACACGGCCAUGGCCAACUGCGACCAGCGCAACCUGGUGGUCCUGGAGGACAUCGACGCCGCCUUCACCGCAGACCGCUCCAAAGCCGACGGCAACUGCUCCGACAGCCUGUCCUUCUCGGGGCUGCUGAACGCCAUCGACGGCAUCGGGGCGCAGGAGAAGCGCAUCCUCAUAAUGACUACUAACCACAUCGAGCGCCUCGACCCCGCGCUCAUUCGCCCCGGCCGAAUCGACUACCGCCUGCUGCUGGACCGUGCCACCCAGAGCCAGAUCGCGCAGCUCUUUCUGCGCUUCUUUCCGGAUUCGCCCUCAGAGGUAGCGGACGGGUUUGCAGCGCUGUUUGGGGAGCGGGCUGUGAGCCCGGCUUCAGUCCAGGGCUUGCUGCUGCUGCAUAAGGAUGACGCUGCUGCCGCUCUCGCUGCUGCUCCUGCCUUUGCUGAGAAGAGCGGCACCUGUGCUUCUGACUCUGCUGCUGCUGCCCUUUCUGCUGAUGCUGCUGCAGCUGGAGAGGUUGAUUCGGCUUCCCCUGCUGCUGCUGGUGCUGCUGCUGACGUGGAUGCCAUAGACUCCAGCACCACCAAUUCUAGCUGUCUUGGUGGCAGUGGCUGCAGCAGCAACGGCAGCCCCAGCAGCGAUUCUGGCGAUCCUUGUGCUGAUAGCCCGAUCUCAACCACGGGAGGGGGGAAGGGCUGGAUCGCUGUGGAUGAAGCGAGUGAGGGGGGGAGCGAGGAGGAGGGAGAGAGGAGUGUGAAGCAUGGGCAUGGGGAUGGGGGGAAGCUUGGAGGGGAGGCGAGCAAAAUCUUGUUCUCGUUGAGAGGUGCACAGUUUGGGGUGCGUGACUUGAUGUGGGGUAGGGUUCGUGGGAGGCGGUUGAAGGGAGAGUAACGCGGGAGGCAUGGAAGAGAAGAGAACAGGAGUUGGACAAACGAGGUGUGGAUGAGGGGCAUGUGGCUAUAUGGGGUGCGAUUAGUGCUUAUUUUUUGCCGCUGGUACUCGUGUCACUGGCCGUGCCUAUUUUAUCAGAGUAAUUUACUCUGUUUCUCUGAAAAUCAGAGUCGUUUUUGAAAACUACUCUAGGUGCCCUGAGUAAAAAAGUUGAGGUUUU